UGUUUCUGUCUCAUUUCAGACUCGGGGCUUGGCUCCCCUGGAGACUCCAACGGCACCUGGCGCGAGCGGGCACCAACCGCAGCUGGAGGCGGAGGCGUUGAUUGAAAGUCAUUCUUAUUGGGACUGUUUUAAACUGCUUUUGUUAACACCCAUUCAACUUCUGCAACAAAGGGGACAUCUGUUCGAGAUUCAGCACUUCGCUCCACUGUGAAAAGGGAGGCCAGUUUAAAAUCCACUCAGGCUUUCCCCCACCCGUUCCCUAACCAAGGCAGAGGAAACCAGACUUUUAAAACCUUAUACUUCAAAGGGGAGCAGUUGACCUACCAUGUCUGGGAUCAAGAGAGUGAUUGAGGAGAAGGACCCGGACUAUGAGGAGAUUUCAGUCACACAACCAAAUAAACGUCACAAAGCAGUUGAACAGUCAGCUCGAGAUGCUGCUGUACAGAAGAUUGAGACAAUUAUUAAAGAGCAGUUUGCUGUUGAAAUGAAGAAUAAGGAACAUGAGAUUGAAGUCAUAGAUCAGCGCCUGACUGAGGCAAGAAGGAUGAUGGAUAAGCUUCGUGCUUGCAUUGUGGCUAAUUAUUAUGCUUCUCCUGGUCUCCUUAAAGUUGGAGAGGGAGCCACGACAUGUGACUUUAUGGUUUUUAAUCAUCCUUCAAUCAAGAAGUUCUUGGAAUCACCAUCAAGAUCAUCAUCUCCUGCUAAUCAUGGAUCAGAAACUCCAUCUGGUAACCAUUCAGAAAGUGACUCUUUAGCUCAGCACAAUGACUUCCUCCAGGACAAAGACAAUGGCAGUCUGGACAUGGAAGAGCGAUUGGCAAACAAUCUGGAUCAGAGACCAAGCAGAAAUACUGGACGGGAUGCUUCUGGUGUUACAAGCUCUCACAAAAUAGGCCAGCGAAAGGCUGGUCUGUUAAAUGAUGAGACUUCACGACUCUAUGUGAAGAAAACAAUCGUAGUCGGCAACGUCUCCAAGUAUAUUCCUCCUGACAAGAGAGAGGAGAAUGAUCAGUCAACUCAUAAAUGGAUGGUGUAUGUACGAGGCUCUCGGCGAGAACCCAGCAUAAAUCAUUUUGUCAAAAAAGUCUGGUUCUUCCUUCAUCCCAGUUACAAACCUAACGACCUGGUGGAGGUCAGAGAGCCUCCAUUUCAUCUGACCAGACGAGGCUGGGGAGAAUUUCCAGUGAGGGUUCAGAUUCACUUCAAGGACAGCCAGAACAAGAGGAUCGAUAUCAUACACAAUCUGAAGUUGGACAGAACUUAUACUGGCUUGCAGACUCUUGGUGCAGAAACAGUAGUGGAUGUUGAGCUUCAUCGACAUUCUCUUGGAGAAGAUUAUCUCUGUUCCCAGUCUUCUGAAUCUGACCUCUCUGAUAUCCCCACAUCUGUACCAUUACCACUAAGUAUAUCGGCGCCAGUGAAAGCUUCUUCACCAAUUAAACAGUUACUUGAGCCCAUUCUAGAUGCUUCUGUGGACAAAGGAUUCCCUGUGAAUGCUGAAACUGAAAGACAUACCACUUUUUAUUCCCUGCCAUCUUCAGUAGAACGGACUCCCACCAAAUUGGCAACACAGAAAGUAACCUUUGGCUCUCAUGGAAAUUCAGCUUUUCAGCCAAUUGCAGCUAGUUGCAAAAUAGUGCCUCAGGGUCAGAUCCCGAGCCCUGCAGAAUCUCCAGGAAAAUCCUUCCAGCCCAUCACCAUGAGCUGCAAGAUCGUAUCAGGUUCUCCAAUAUCAACCCCAAGCCCAUCUCCACUACCUCGUACCCCAACCUCCACUCCAGUGCACAUGAAGCUGGGGUCUGCUAGUUCAGUCAUUAAUAACCCAUACGUUAUUGUGGACAAACCUGGACAGAUGGUCGGAGCAGCAGUCACAUCCACAGGAAGCCCCACAAGCAAACUGACAAGUGUGUCUCAAGCCUCUCAUGGAGCCGGAUCUCCAGUCUCAAAGAUCCAUGGAAGCAGCUUGGUAACAUCAGCUGUCAAGCAAGAAGAUUCUUUAUUUGCAACUAUGCCACCCCUUUGUCCAAUUGGGAGUCAUUCUAAGGCGCAAAGCCCUAAAUCUGUCACAGGCGGACUUGGAGCUUUCACAAAGGUGAUAAUAAAGCAGGAGCCUGGAGAGCUGCCCCAGCAGCCACAGCUACCGGUGACUGGGACAACCUCACAGACCUCAGGGCACCAAUAUGUUGCUGUGAAGGGGGGUCACAUGAUAGCUUUGUCACCACAGAAGCAGAUCAUGAGCUCAGGAGAGGGGACCACGCAAUCGAAGGUCGUUGGGGUUCCUGCCGGUUCUACUUUACAGUCAACAGUGAAACAAGCUGUGGCUAUCAGUGGUGGUCAGAUACUUGUGGCAAAAUCCAGCUCUUCAGUAGCAAAAGCUGUUGGUCCAAAGCAGGUUGUAACCCAAGGAGUAGCAAAAGCCAUUGUGAGUGGAGGUGGUGGAACAAUUGUUGCCCAACCUGUGCAAACUUUAACAAAGGCUCAGGUGACUUCAGCAGGGGUUCAGAAAAGUGGAUCUCAAGGUUCAGUGAUGGCUACACUGCAGUUGCCAGCCACAAAUCUGGCAAACCUGGCAAAUUUACCACCUGGCACCAAACUGUACCUUACCACCAACAGCAAGAACCCUUCAGGAAAAGGAAAACUGCUUCUGAUACCUCAAGGAGCCAUACUGAGAGCCACAAACAAUGCUAAUCUCCAGUCAGGCUCUUCUACGAGUGGAGGAGGAGGAGGAGGAACAGGAGCAGCCCAAAGCACAAGUAGUGGCUUAUCCCAGCACCUCACCUACACAUCCUACAUCCUCAAGCAGACACCACAGGGCACAUUUUUAGUUGGUCAGCCAUCUCCCCAGAAUUCUGGAAAGCAGUUGACACCGGCAUCAGUUGUUCAGGGCAAUGUAGGAGUCGGAGCAUCUUCCACUCAAGGGCAGCAAACAUUAAAAGUAAUAACCGGACAGAAGACUGCUUUAUUUGCCCAGGCUGCUCCUAGUGGACAAACAUCACUGAUGAAAAUAUCAGAUGGUUCGUUGAAAUCAGUUCCAGCUUCCUCUCAGCUUUCCAAACCCGGCACCACUGUUCUAAGAGUAUCUGGAGGGGUGAUUACUGCGGCCACGACCCCAGCCAUGUCCCUCCCUGCAAAUGGAGUUGCACAGCAAGUAGAUGGGGCAGGUUCCAGUUCAUCUUCCAGUGUGGGUCCUGUGACAAAGCCCUCAGGGCAACAGCACCAAAUCUGUAUAAACCAGGGGCAGUCUGGUUCAUCAGGAGCAGGUAAAACUGCUUCCUCUACGGUUGUAAGUGUUGCUUCCUUGAUGACCACACCAACCCCUGUUUCUGGGAAAGCUGCUGUAUCAGGGUUGUUAAAGAUCCACUCAAACCAAUCUAGUUCCCAACAGGCUGUGCUGACGGUACCUAGCCAGCUCAAACAGCUCAGCGUAAAUACAGCAUCUGGAGGUGUCCAGACUAUAUUGAUGCCUGUGAACAAAGUGAUACAAUCUCUUUCUACCAGUAAAGUGUCUUCUUCCUCUGCUGUAACAGCAGCCAGUGCGGUUGUACCCAGCCCCUCCACAGCGUCCGCUACUAAAGUCAAGAUGGAGCCUGAUUCAGCCGGACAGAACUGCAACUCUCUGGUCUCUCAGGAUGGUCAAGGAGCAGUAAAAACAGAAGAGAGCUCAGAACUUGGAAAUUACGUUAUCAGCAUAGAACAUUUGGAGAAUGUCCAGCAACUUUUAACAGCGAUAGUGAAGAAAGUUCCAUUAAUUGCUGAGAAAAGUGAAGAUGUCAGUUCUUUCCGUGCCAGUUCAGUAGAACAAUAUUACAGCUGGAAUAUUGGAAAACGGAGGGCAGCUGAGUGGCAACGAGCAAUGACUGUGAGAAAAAUCCUACAAGAAAUCAUAGAAAAGCACCCCAAGUUUCACAACAUCAGCCCCCUGAAAACCAAGCAUGUGGUACAUUGGUGUCGAUGCCAUGGCUACACUCCGCCUGACCCUGAAGCUCUAAGGAACGAGGAAGAUUCAAUAGAAGAUGUGCUGACGCAAAUAGACAGUGAGCCAGAGUGCCCGUCGUCUUACACGAGUGGUGAAGAGCUCUGCCGAAAACUGGAGGAGCUGCAGCAGUUCUUGAAACAAGAACCAGAGAAUGAGGAGGAAGUGGAUAUCCUUGGCUGCACUGAGCCACUAAAAAUAAACAUUAAGAAGGAACAGGAAGAAAAACAAGAGGAGAUGAAGUUCUACUUAGCCUCCUUGCCUGGCUCAGAGUUUGUGAGAGACAUGGCACAGGAGAUAGGGAUUUCUUUUCAACCUGUUGAGCUGCACAAGAAUGUUUAUGCAUCAGUUAUAGAAGAUAUGGUUUUAAAGGCUACUGAACAACUUGUGAAUGAUAUCCUAAGGCAGGCGCUGGCUGUUGGGUAUCAGACUGCUCCUCACAACAGGAUUCCAAGAGAGAUCACAGUGAUGAAUAUUCACCAAGCCAUCUGCAAUAUUCCCUUUCUUGAUUUCCUCACAAACAAGCAUAUGAGGAUAUUAAAUGAGGAACAGUGAAAUAACCUGAAGACUGUAGCAACAAUGGAUUGAAGACUGAAGUAUUCAAUGACAAUUCCACUGUCUCUGUAGGACACUGUUACACAUUUUAGAAUGUUGGGCUACUAGAUCGUUACCUCCAAUUAAAGAUGCACCUUAAUGCAACAGAAUGAUGCUCUGUUCCAAAUCAAGUUAUUUAGGUUGCAGUGUUCACUCAGCAAGUGAACAAACAAACUUUGUCUGUUUGCAUUCAGUUGCUAGCUGAGGAAGAUGUGGUAGUUAAAUGGGCCUCAUCCAACUAAUGGCUGGAUAGCUUGCUGAAGUGAUGCAUUUUUUUAAAUGGGCGAGAUUCUUUGGUACAUCAGUUCCCUUUGAGGCAGUCCACAGACCAGUACCGGUUUUGCUGUGAACUCAGGAGUUAUGGGAGACCAAUUUGGUCGAGGCAAUGAGAAUACACAAAGUGAUAGGGGGUUUUGGAAGUCGGUUUGUUUGGAGGCUGAUGCUUAUGGUGAGUGACUUGUGCAGAUAUACUUGAAUGCCAUCAACACGGUGGUUCUUAUGUAGCAGGACCUACCAUAUACAGCCAACUAUAACAUCAUAAAGAUUUCCUUCCCUUAUGAGGGACUGAAAGAGAAUUUCAGACAUCUCCGUCAUAGUAUGUUGGGGGGUAUGGCCAAGUUGAAUAAUUAAAGUCAAAUUUAGAGACUCACUGAGCAUGUGACCUUUGAGCGGAAAGGGAAAGGAAGUGGGGUGUUUGGUUCAUUUCACAGAUUUCUGUCUAGAUUACUGGGCAUUAAUUGGCUGAGAUCCUUUGCUUGCAUAGCAAGUUUUGAUCUUGGCUGCUGGAAAUAGAGCCUUGCACAGAUAAAAAGUUUGUAUCUGCGUCAAAUCUGUAAAAAUGAUUGGUGGGUAUCCGUGGACUUGCAGAACUUUAGAUAAAAAAUUUAGAUCUGCAUCCAUUCAUAGUCUGCAAAAAUGGUUCACAGAUGUGGCUAUCAAGUGGAUCUCUGCAGAUUUGCCUGGUCUAGCUGGAAGAAUUGUGAUUACUGAGCUGGAGGCCAAGCCACUAGCUCUGUAACGUUUCUUUAAGCCUCUGGAAACCAUUGACUGAUAUUAAGCGCAUAUUGUGAGGAACUGACAAUAACAAAGUUUGGGUUUGAGCUCUGUGGAGCAGAAAGAUGUCCAGUGGGAUUGGGAAGAACACUGGUAUUUUGGGACAUGUGAGCGCCUGAUCCCAUGGCUGUGGUAGAAACUUCACUUCAAUUCUGCCACUUACAUGUCUUAGAUAUUGCCGUGUUCUUCUUGUGAAUCCACAUCUGAAGGGAACAACUGCAGCUUGUGAAUGCUACUGCAUGUAAGAAGGUCUGCCCUUGAGUUAUAACAUAUUCUUGGGUGUGUUUAUAAUAUUGCCAAACACGCUCUCAAGGUUGAGCUGUACAACAUUUGACUAUUACUGCAUCAGGCUUUCGAAGUCCUUGUCUUUUGGGGGCAGUGCCAUGUGAUAGGUUGAAUGAGGGCCUAAAACCCAGGGGACUCUGAAUUCUGGUUCUGUUUAAAUCACUGACUUGCUGCCUGGCUUGGAGGAAGUUGCGUCUGUGCCUCAGUUUCUGUACCUCCUUAGCUCAGGGGGUGCUGAGGCCUAAUUAAUAUUCGUGAAGCACUUUCAAAACACAAAGCAUAGUAGAAGUGCUGUACACUCUGCUCCCCAACACAAUAAGAGUGUAUUUCAAAACUAGUACUUGAGAGUGUGUUUUCACUAGAAAAUGAAUACAUUUGAUGGCAGGAGCUCUAAAGCUAAACACAACUAUGGAGAGUGGUUCAGCUGAAAAGUGGUUUCAGGCUUUUAAAGAGCAGUUACAUGCCAGAGUGAAUAAAAUUCAAUUUAAACUAUAGACCUUUGACACUGUCCUUCUAGGGCCAGAUUCAUCCAUUGGUGCCCUCCUUAGUCAGCAGAUACCGCACUCCCAGCCUGCUCAUUUCAAUGGGGGUACUACUUAGCUUGGCCCUGAAAACGGGGCUGAUGGGAUGGAAUUUGAGUCGGGCUCCGAGAUGAAGAGCUUGAUGACAGUGGAAUGGGCGUUUAAAACUCUCUGGGGUCCUGCUGUGGAAUUUUUGCUCAUGCUGGUGGUCAGCCAGCAAGAUCACGGGCAUGAGCGAGUACUUGCAGGCUUGAGGAAGAGCUGUGCACUCAGCCCUUGGUCUAGCUUUUAAACUGACAGGAGUCUGAAGUACUUCAGCUGCAGCAACUCUCGCUAGAGCAUAGUGACUAGGCCAGCUCUGAGUGUGGAGAGGAAUUGGUUCAGUUUAGGAACAUCAAGCCCUGUCUUAGCUUCCCAAAGUGCUUUCGGGGCCUGGCAGCCUCUUAUCCUUGAUGUUUUGUUUACAGGCAUAGGGGAUCAACCCUCCUUCACCUAGAUGCACUUGUAGGCAAUUUG
Pelodiscus sinensis (Chinese soft-shelled turtle) is the source of this 6942-nucleotide messenger RNA. The record is from RefSeq and is a predicted model, not a curated record. NCBI's taxonomy places the organism in Eukaryota, Metazoa, Chordata, Testudines, Trionychidae.